UAUGUGUUGCAGGUACAAGUACCAGACGUGAUACGCUAAAUGUAAUUUGAGUGCGUGACUAAACACUGAAACUCGUGUGAUAUAAAUCUAUUUCUCUGAGGAAAUACAUCUCUCAUUACUCACGACUGCACGAGGGAAAGCUUGUAGAGAGAAACACGUGCUUGUAGCUGAUAGCUUGGAACAGGAGGACACCCGAUAAUGGAUGAUUUAGACAGACUAUUGGCCGACCUCGAGGCCUCCACCUCCCAGUUCAAGACCCCAAGUGGCAAACCAGGAGCCACGCCCAAUGACACCCACUCCACCACCCCAGCCCCACCGCCGACCAACGCCAAUCCCCAGUCCCCUCUGUCUCCGAUCUACUCAGAGAUCCCAGCCAAUGUGAACGGGAACUACCCCUCGCAACAGUCGGAGCCCUUGUACGAGGAGCAGCCGAACCGCCAGCUUCCCCCGGGCCAAGGUGUGGCCCACCUUUACGCCAAGCCCCACCAGCAGCAGGCGUUUGCCCAGCCCUCCCCACUCUACAACAGCAGCUAUCAGCCCCCGGGCCCCAGUGCGACCGCCCCAGGGCCUGGCAGCAGCAGCAGCAGCCAGGCACCUCCGCCCAAGCCGGCCCGGACGCGCCCUGCCCAGCAGCCCGCCACGGCCUACCCAUUCCCGGAAACGGCCGGCUACAGCAACCGGACGUACCAAGACGCCAAGAUGGACAACCUGUCUGAGCUGGACAGCCUGUUGGCAGAUCUGGAGAGUGCCCAGGUCAAAAUUCAAAAUGAACGUGCAAGGCAAGCCUCAGCCACGUCAUCUCAAUCGCACACGCCCCCUUCCCCGACCAAAGCCCCUGCCCCCGCGACAGCGCCCAAGCCCAAGAGACUCGAUGGACCAAGAUCGCCCACUGGCCCCGCUCCAGGCCCUCAGUACUCACAGCCUCCUCCUCCGGAGUCCGCUCAGCUUCACAUCAGUCAACCUCCCACCCGCAGUGCGUCAUCAGCUACCCAAGAGCUAGACGAACUCAUGGCCUCAUUAUCGGACUUCAAGGUGUCCAGCCCCCAGCCGGCUCCGGCUGCCGUCCGGGGCAGCAACGAACCCAGCUAUGCCAAGCCUUACCAGGUGACCACUGCUGCUCAGCCCUCCAAUCCGGCCCAGCCAGGCAAUGCCGCGCCAUCGGGCACUCAGCUGGACUCCAUGCUGGGCCACCUGAAGUCGGACGUCAGCCGGCAGGGCGUCAGCACGGUGGCCAAGGGCUACUGCGCCGCCUGUACCAAACAGAUCAUCGGACAGAUUGUGACAGCCUUGGGUCGGACGUGGCAUCCGGAGCACUUUGUCUGCUGUCACUGCGAGACGGAGCUGGGCGCCAAGAGCUUCUUUGAGCGGGACGGCAAGCCCUACUGCGAGACAGACUAUCAUAACAUCUUUGCCCCUCGCUGUGCCUACUGCGACGGCCCUAUACUAGAUAGUUGCGUGACGGCCCUGGACAAGACCUGGCACCCGGAGCACUUCUUCUGCGCCCAGUGCGGCCAGCCGUUCGGCGACAACGGCUUCCACGAGAACAAUAACAAGGUGUACUGUCGGGACGAUUACUUCAGCAUGUUUGCGCCCAAGUGCAGCGGCUGCCAGAAUGCCAUCAUGGACAACUACAUCACCGCCCUCAGUGGGCAUUGGCACCCGCAGUGCUUCGUCUGCUGGGAGUGCCGCCAGCCGUUCAAUGACGGCAGCUUCUUUGAACACGACGGCAUGCCCUACUGCGAGAUGCACUACCACGCCCGACGGGGCUCGCUGUGCUACGGCUGCCAAAAGCCCAUCACCGGCCGCUGCAUCACCGCCAUGCACAGGAAGUUCCACCCAGAGCACUUCAUCUGCGCCUUCUGCCUCAAGCAGUUGAAUAAGGGCACGUUCAAGGAGCAGAACGACAAGCCGUACUGCCACACCUGCUUCGUCAAACUCUUCAACUGAAGGGGGGAAGCAGAUGCGGGAGGCAGGCUUGAAAACUUUUUUUUUUUUUUUAAUGAAAGGUGGGUGGUUGCCCACGCAAGAUCUCCUCGUUGGAGAACAUGAGAAAAGUUGGGCACAUGAUUCCAGGUGCGUAGUCUGGGGACGUGUACUGUUAUUGGGUAACCAAACCCUGGCUGCAUCAUGAUGUCAGCCGUGAGGUUUGUGGCUCCCAGCUUUUGAAUUGUGGCAAUUAACAAAAAAAAAAGGAAAAAAAAAUAGGCACAGGGGAUUAUAAAAAAAGGAAAAAAGUCCACUUUUUUCUCUAGAAAUCCAAAACUUUCCCCACAGGGUGUACUUGAUAGUUAAAUAUGGAUAGGAACAGACUUCCACGAAUUCAUUAUACCAAGGGUAUUGCUGCAAGAAUGUAAUCACGUGUUACAUGUUCCCACAAGUUGUUUUUUUUUUAAAUUAGCACAGCACUUGCAUGUACCACUUGCACAAAAAUGUGCUUCACUUCCACGGCAAAUGUGAUCCCCACCACACCGAUACACUGUACUUUGUGAGACAUUCUCUGGAAGAGUUUGUGUUGUGGUGCUAAACUCAUUCUUAACUCAGCACAUAAUUUCACCAAAUGUUGUAAGCCUUUUUUUCUUUUCACCAAAGUACAAAGCAGUGGAUUUUAAAAAUGUAUGUGUGUGUGUGUGCGCGAAAGUAUCCGAAAGGUUGUCGGUUGUUUACAUUUUGGCCCAACUCCCUGGGACUUAUUUUCAUAAAUCCUUCAGUGUCUACCACUGUUGAUGAUAAAAUCUUUGUACUUGCACAUUAGGGCCUGUUCUGGAAAGUCUUUAAUCAAAAUACACGUACAAAACAACUUUAAAUGUGUGGAAUUCUGGUUAGUUGGGAAAAAUGCCCCCUCCCGCAUUAUUGGGAGUUCAUCUCAACCCCUAAUCUCCACCAAAUCCUCAAACUAUGUCAUGAAAAAGAAUUUCUGUCCAGUGGUUGAAAAGGAUGUAAGAAGUACUAACUGUGUUCGGUGUAGGUAGCUUCUGUAUAGAAAUCCUUUGGGGUUUUUGACUGCCAUUGGAAAGGGAGUUCAUCUCAACCCCAGAAUCUCCAUCAAAUCCUCAAAUUAUGUCAUGAAAAAGAAUUUCUGUCCAGUGGUUGAAAAGGAUGUAAGAAGUACUAACUGUGUUCGGUGUAGCUUCUGUAUAGAAAUCCUUUGGGUUUUUUGACUGCCAUUGGAAAAGUGUUGCAACCAAAACUUUUUCUCUUUCUAGAAAAACGGAGAGACUUCUCUUUGUUUAAAGCCCCAUUAAAUUGUAUGAGAGUAGUUUUCAGUAACAAGGCUGGAUCAAAAUUUCAUUGAAUUUUUUUAGAAAAUUCUUUUUUUUUUCACGAAAUUGCUGGGGAAAAUUGUAGGACUCUCCAAAACAAGAAUUAACAGUUUCCAAGCAUCCAACGCGUCAUUGAUAUUGUACAGAAAAUUUAAAUUCUAACGUACAAGUUUUUAUGUGCAACAUAAGGCAUUAAGUCCUUCAAGUCAUCAAAGUGUACUCACACUGUUUACUAACAUUUUUGUUUCACUCGCUCUACUAAUGAUACUUUGUUUAGACCUAAUCAUGCAAUGAUUUGUAUUAAUCAGUUUAAUUAACUAUGAAAAUUCUUAGCCCAUUUCAAAAAUAUUUUUGUAUAAUUAUGUAAAGUAUACAUUGUAUUUAAAUGUUCUGUUGAUUGCAAAAGUGCCUUUCAAAUUUUCUCUUAAAUUGUGCACUUGAGGCUAUGUGUUUGUCGUAUCUUGUGGGAGGAAGUGCUUUAACCAUUGAAUAGUCUGCUGCUGUAGUUACGAGCACUCAGCGAGAGCCAAUGAGAGUACUGCAUUAGGGCUGCUGCGCUGUAGUUGGCAAAAUAUUUUGCCAUAUAUAUGACAUGGCUGCACUGAAGUACAUGUACAUUUAGGCAAAUAGCAAUACAUGUACAUGUACCUUCAGAACAAGUGACAGUAACAUACUCGGUGAAUUAAUACAUGAGGGGUUCUUGUUUUUUUUCCUUUUUUUACAAUUUAAUGUGACUAUUCAGAGAGAACUUUGAAAGGGGAAAAAUUUCAAAUUUCUUGUUUUUUUUUUAAUUCUCAUCUCGAUGUGGAGUAACACAGUGAAAUGCCUUUUGAGUAAUUUGUCAUAACAUGCGUUAUUUUGUGUGGAAAAUGUGCAUAUCCUUUUGCUUUAUGCAUAUGCUUUUUAUGUGUAAUGCUGGUGUUGUGUCCUUUUUAAAAGGCAUACAUUCAUGUACAUGUAUGUUACGGAUAAAGCAUUCACAUUGUUCCUGUACCACAUACGACAAAACACCUACUUAUGGUGUACCUUAAUGGCCACAUUUUGGCACGUUCCCCAGUGAUAAUACGUUUGGCCAUUUAACGUAUUUUUACAUGUUAAUCAGCAUGCAGGCUAUAACUCGAAGGUAGACGAUAUUUUUCCAGUUCUUUUUUUGGCUGUUGAGGAAGAUAGAUUACACUUACACUUAAAAAAGGCUGCUCGCUGAGGCAUCUGCAUCGGAAAUGUCCAAGAAGUGGCCCAAAUCAUUUAAUGCCAUCAGGAAAAGACAUUUUGCCCUCAGAAGUUGCCAUCCUCUCAACAGGCAUGCAGCUUUUCCUCGGCUCAGCUGAUUUCCUCAUUUUUCACUUCACAUUCAUGCCAUUGAAACUUCAAAAGACACUGCACAUAGUCUUGUGAAGAUAAGAAUAUCCUCGUUUCUGUCAAAGUCCAAGUUGCAUGCCUGUCUUGAGGCCUGCUGAUCGCGUCAGUCAGCAGAAAAUCUUGUGCUUUGCAGCGCCCUUGAAAUGUUGCCUGGGUAUUAAACGAAAAGAUUUUCACCCUAAACACAAAUAGAACAAGCCGUUCUGUAUGUUGCGUAUUUUGCUUGUGGUUUGUUGUUGCAGAGAUAUAUGUGGUCAUGUGUGUUUUUAUCUUUAUACUAACUGCACCGAAAAGUACUUUGCGGCAUUGAAUGUCUGCCGGCAAAUUUUUCUGGUUGUAAAUAAAAAUAAAUCUGAUUUUAAGGUGCUGCUCUGUAUUACAAUUGUACAAGUAUAGGGUUAUUUUGUGGAAAAUUACAUUUCCAUGGGAUUUGAAUGACUGGGAAAGGUAUAGAUAGCAUAGAGUCCGAGUAGCAAUUAUUUGGAUAAUACUGAAAAUUAUCCUCAAGCCACUAGCCGGCCACUUCCAUAGUUAUAGCCAAGUGAAUGGGACGCCCCCCCCUCCCUGUAACAGUCUUGUGAAAUACAUCACAGGAUUGACGGCUUUUCUUUCCGUGCGCAGUUGUAAGACGGAGAAACAGUCUGUGAACCAACACUAAGCAGUUGAGAUUAUAUGAGUAGUUACAAUGUAGGCUGACGUUAAGGUGGUAGGCAGCCGUGUUACUCAGGCAGAGUCACAUAAACAAGUGGGGUAGCACUUGUAAAAAGUUACCAGAGUAAACAUUUUUGACACAACUUUUGUAACCAGACUACUUCAUCAGAUGCUGCGAAGGGAACAUAUUCAUGAAACCACAGACAUUGGUUGGUAACCCACUACAAGUGUUAUACCUUACCGCAUUCUUCCAUUCUUGGUACUCUGCUACAUGAAUAUUCAUUUGACAUUCACUACACUGUGGUUUUCAAACUGUAUUUUUACAGGUUGGUAUGUCAGGACUUCCAAAUUUUAUCAAAAUGUCUGGCUGACUCACUUCUCUAGAAUGGUAGUUAUUCCCGAAUUUCUAGUGACGAGCUUCAUUGGAAGACGGAUUGGUGUAAGAACAUUCGUACAACACUGUGAUCAACGUUUACCAAUUUCAAAAACUUGUUCGUCUGCACCGUAGCACUUGAUAUUUUUGCUUCACAUGAUUCUAGGAGUAUUGUAACAAUGUAAGGUUUAAUAUCCUGAAUAAGAUUUUGAGAUGAAAACUA
Molecule: messenger RNA, 5866 nt
Organism: Acanthaster planci (crown-of-thorns starfish)
Lineage: Eukaryota; Metazoa; Echinodermata; Asteroidea; Valvatida; Acanthasteridae
Product: leupaxin-like
Source: RefSeq, a predicted model, not a curated record